AUGGCAGAGACCGAGAAAAAGAAAAAGAAGAAGGCGGGGGAAGAGCUGUACAUAAAGCCGGAAGAGACUCAGAAGCCGAUUGACACGUCUAAGUGGCCGCUGCUGCUCAAGAACUACUCGAAGCUGCUGGUCAGGACGGGUCACUACACUCCCUUGCCCUUUGGAUGCUCGCCGAUGACACGGCCGCUGGAUGCUUACCUGCUCUACGGCAUUCUCAACUUGGACAAGCCUGUGAACCCUUCUAGCCAUGAGGUGGUCUCCUGGAUUAAGCGGAUUAUGAACUGCGAGAAGACCGGACACUCGGGCACUUUGGAUCCCAAGGUUUCCGGAUGCCUUCUCGUGUGCUUAAACCGAGCAACACGCCUCGUGAAAGCCCAGCAGUCAGCGGGCAAAGAGUACAUUGCUGUAGUUCGAUUCCAUUCUGACGUUGGCAGUGCGUCGAAGGUCCAGAAGGCCUUGGACGAACUGACCGGAGCAUGUUUUCAGAGGCCUCCGGUGAUUUCGGCGGUGAAGAGGCAGCUGCGCGUUCGUACCAUCUACGAGGCGAAGCUGCUUGAGUACAAUGCGAAAAGACAGAUGGCAGUCGUUUGGGCCUCCUGCGAGGCCGGAACCUACAUCAGAACUCUUUGCGUUCAUCUCGGCUUCAUGCUGGGUGUUGGCGCACACAUGCAGGAGCUUCGGCGAAAUAGGUCUGGCGUCCUGGACGAACAUAAAUACAUGUCCACGAUGCAUGAUGUCCUAGACGCGCAGUACAUGUACAACAACAUGAGAGACGAAAAGUACUUGCGUCGAAUCGUUAUGCCCUUGGAGCUCAUUCUCACAAACUACCCGCGGAUUGUCGUCAAGGACAGUGCCGUCAACGCCAUUUGUUACGGGGCGCAGCUCAUGAUCCCAGGGGUGCUGCGGUUCGAGCAAGAGGUUGAGGUCGGCUCGGAAAUAGUCAUGAUGACAACGAAGGGAGAGGCCAUCGCGACUGGGAUUGCCCAGAUGACAACGGCAGUCAUCGCUUCCGUGGACCAUGGUGUUGUAGCGGUGAUAAAGCGCGUCAUCAUGGAGCGGGACACAUACAACAUGCGAUGGGGCUAUGGUCCUCGUUCAAGUGACAAGAAGAAGCUCAUCCUUGCGGGAAAGCUGACAGAAAAGGGCAAGCCUAACGAGAACACACCGAAGGCUUGGCUCUUGGGCCAAGGAAGGUGGAGCUACCUUCCGAAGCUCACCAGCGAAGAAGCUCAGGCGGAGAUGGACGAAGCUCUAAAAGCAGCCAAAGCUGGCAAGAAAAAGCGCGCAGCAGAGGCUGGUGAUGUGCGGCAAUACAGGUCCGAGAGCAGUCCAGUUUUCAUGAUGCAACGCGAAGAAUGUCUGGACAUGGACGGCGGUGCUGCUGCAACGGAUGCGACGGCUGCGAAACUUCAUAGCGGUGCAACUGACGCGGCUGUGCGACGAGAUGACCAUCUGCGAUCGUUUAUCCAGGAAGAGUUUGGCAAGCAGGCUGAUCUGCUUCAGGAAUUGUCUUCUCAAAUCAGGUCUGCAGUGGAAGGAGGUGUGGCACUGCGUGGACAUCUGCGGGAGUUUUCCUUUGCGCAUCGCCCAUCUCCCUCGGCUAAGAAAGCCCCCAAAGCUGCUGGCGACGAUCCGCGUCUUGAUGAUUCUGACACACAUGCCAAGACUAGCGCUGAAGGCAAGAGGGAGCACCACAAGGAUCAGAACAAGUUCUACGAGCCAGGCGACCCAUUCUGGGACAACGAGUUGCAGACCAGACUGAAUGAGCAUCAGAGAAAGGCCUUCGCGAAAGCCAAGUCUGCCACGCUGAACUCCAUGAGCCACCACGAAUCUCAACCACAACCAGGAUUCUUGAGUGGCAUUGCGCACAUCACUGUCACUUCUAGCAUCUUCCAGGCGGGUAUCAUGCUUCUCAUCCUGAUCAACCUUGUACUUCUGGGAGUUGAGGUCGAUGUAGCUUCCACCUUGCCACCCGGUGAAGAGCCCCCGUGGUUUCAAACGGUGAACGUGAUUAUCGUUCUCAUUUUCGUCGCCGAGAUUGUCUUGAAGUUCGUCGCGCACGGAUGCAGAGACUUCUUCUGCGGUCCGGAUAGGUGGUGGAACAGUUUCGAUUUGGCAAUUAUUGCUGCAUCCGUCUUCGAGACUGCUAUGGAGCUCAUUGCAUCUGCAAUAUCUGUGGGCAGCAUGGAUUCCAGCCAUUUGCGAAUAAUGCGUUUCGUUCGCCUGGGUCGAGCUCUUCGUGGAGUGCGUGUCAUGCGACUGCUUCGCUUCAUUUCCGCUCUUCGGUCGAUCGUUUUCGCGAUUCUGAGCACAUUGUGGUCGCUGGUUUGGACCUUGGUUCUGCUGAUUCUGCUGUUCUACUGCUUCGGUGCCUCAGAUGCAUCUACUGUCAGCAAGCAUUCGGUGCCCUUAGCCGGUACAGGUGUCAUCCUUGCCCAGCUCGUGUCUGACCACUGUCGAUACCAGGAUCCAUCAGAGGAGUGCUCACCAGUACUCCGACGGUUCUGGUCCAGCGUCCCGGAGAGCAUGCUCACAUUAUUCAUGUCCAUAACUGGUGGCCUGAGCUGGGUUGAAGCGUUGGAGCCGCUGCGAGAUGCCACUCCGAUUGCGGCGGCCUUCAUGCUCGUAUACAUAUUUAUAACCAUCUUUGCCAUUCUUAAUGUGGUGACUGGAGUUUUCUGCAACAAUGCCAUCGAGAGCGCAAAGGCUGAUAAGGAGAUCGCUAUCAUGAAGCAAAUGCACUGGCAUCAAAGCCAGCUGCGCACCCUGAAAGGAGUGUUCAGAGAGAUCGACGCAGACACUUCGAACAUGAUCACAUUUCUCGAGUUGGAGGAGGCACUAUCGCAAAAGAAGCUCGCGAGCUUUAUGGAAUCGAUGGACAUAUCCACUCAGGACAUCUGGACCCUGUUCAUGGUGUUGGAUGCGGACGAAAGCGGUGAAAUUUCGCUUGAGGAGUUUGUGGAAGGCUGCAUGCAGCUGCAAGGUCCAGCGCAAAGCGUGCAGCUUGCGAGAAUGAGAUACGAAACGAAGAUCACUCGACAGGAGAUCCAGAGAGUGUUCGCAGAAGUCCAAGAGUUGGGCACCAUGCUGCAUGGUUGCUGA
Symbiodinium sp. CCMP2456 is the source of this 3102-nucleotide messenger RNA. Lineage: Eukaryota; Dinophyceae; Suessiales; Symbiodiniaceae. The record is from the annotation of a GenBank genome assembly.